UCAAUCGAGUCACACCAGGAGCAAUCAGCGCGCCCUCAUGCACUGGCGUUCCGGCCUCUGCUCGUGUGUGCAGCCGGCAGCGGAUUGGACAGUCCGGCUCUGGGGUCUUUCUGAAGUGAGCGGCGCGGUGUUUGUGACGCGGCUGGGAUGUUGUGUCGCUGUCGGCGUUUGAGUGUGGAGCACGCGGUGGCGGUUGUGGCGCGUCCUUGUCGAUUCCGGCUAACGUAAGUCUAUCAGAAUGGCAAAGAACAAAUCAAAGGCACAGAAACGUAAAGAUGUCUUCAAAAUUGCUAAAAGCAAAAGUCUCAAGAUCAAAAGCAAAGCCAAACCUGUAACUACAAGUCUCAAGAAGAUUAACAUUGUGAAUAAUGAAAAAGUCCAUAAAGUCAAUAAAGCUUUCUCGGAAGUGCAAAAAGAGAUCCAAAGCCUAUCCAAAGAUACAUCAGUAUCUUCAAAGAAAUCACAGCAGAUACCCAGACCUCCACCUGCUGAAGCGCUAAAUGUGGAUGCUACCACUCAAUUGUUUUCUCAAUUAUGAAGCCCAAAGACUGCUUUAGCUGGACUUGUACAUAAAACAAGAAGUCUCUGGUGGACAAUGCCUUUUGGGAUUGAAGCUAGAGAAUUUUAACCCUAUAAAUCAAUGCCAUGCACAUGGACAUGAGCACGUGCGCACAGUCAAAAAUGAUUGGUCAUUUUUCUUUGUAAAAAUUCACAAAAUUCUUCAUUCUCUUUAUCAGAUUGGAGUAAUUCAAUAGAAUGCCAUUAUCUUCUAUAAAAGAAACUAGUUUGGAGAUCAUUCACAAGAAUGCCUUGAGCAGAUCCUUAGGAAAUUAACUUCAUUUGCAAAUGAGAUUUUUAUUCUACAUUGCAUUUCGGUUUGAAUAGUAUUGGUGAACAUGGGACAAGUUUGAAUAUUAUUAAUAAAUUAUGAAAAAUAAAUCUAA
Molecule: messenger RNA, 944 nt
Organism: Stegostoma tigrinum
Lineage: Eukaryota; Metazoa; Chordata; Chondrichthyes; Orectolobiformes; Stegostomatidae
Gene: rbis
Product: ribosomal biogenesis factor
Exons: 4
Coding region: 239-538 (99 amino acids)
Biological process (GO): ribosome biogenesis
Cellular component (GO): nucleolus
Source: RefSeq, a predicted model, not a curated record